This is a messenger RNA of Bicyclus anynana (squinting bush brown), 1365 nucleotides long. RefSeq lists its product as uncharacterized. The transcript is spliced from 4 exons. Gene Ontology annotation, molecular function: DNA-binding transcription factor activity, RNA polymerase II-specific; protein dimerization activity; RNA polymerase II cis-regulatory region sequence-specific DNA binding. The record is from RefSeq and is a predicted model, not a curated record. Gene Ontology annotation, cellular component: nucleus. Gene Ontology annotation, biological process: mesoderm formation; regulation of transcription by RNA polymerase II. Lineage: Eukaryota; Metazoa; Arthropoda; Insecta; Lepidoptera; Nymphalidae. The coding region runs from base 263 to 1003 and encodes 246 amino acids.
GACAAACACGUCUCCAAACGUUAAGAAGUCCAACACUUGUGUACACAAUACCAAGUUUGAUAGGAUAUGCAUGACAAUGGAACACCACAGUGGAUGACACAGUUACACCACACAACAGGUAGAUGGUGGACGAAAUAAGUGUUGUUUCACGUGAAAUAUAAAUAAAUAGCAGUUUAGCUCACUUACAUAAAAUAUCUAAUUCUCUAAUUGUUAGAUAUUCCUUCCAUACUUGAUAAAUAUCUUAUUAGAAUCAUACCGACGUAUGAUUCCGUUGAUUCAAGAAGGUAGACAUCAGUUGCAUAGAAUGUAUAGUCAACCUUACGAAGAAGAUUCUCCUAUUCCUCUAAUAACUAACUAUACAGUGAUAAAAGAGACUGAUCUAGAUGAUAAAAGGGAAACAGAGGAACGCGUGCUGUUAGAAAUAGGACGGCCAGAUGACAAGCCCAAAGAGGAACACACGUUUUCUCACAAGAAAUAUGACAAGACGACAUCGCAUCACAGGUCAUAUGUGUUGGAGGACUAUGCGGAACCAAGGCGGAUAAGUUUCUUUAGGCCACACGAAUUGGAAUCUCCACAAAGUGGGUCCAGAUACUAUGAGAGCGAGGAGUACCGAGACGUCGCCCUGUUGGACGCCAGCAAGUCACCGGUAGAGUUCUCGCAGGAGUCGCAGGACGCUAGCAAGUGUUCCGACGACCAGCAGGAUGUGACGUUGAACUGGAAGGAGAGAGCUUUGCAAAUGGAGAAAGAAUACAAAAAGACAGCGUGUGACAGAGAAAGGACGCGAAUGAAAGAUAUGAACCGCGCGUUUGAUCUGCUGCGGUCCAAACUGCCUAUCACUAAGCCAUCCAAGAAGAAGUAUUCAAAAAUUGAGUGCUUACGGAUAGCCAUUUGCUACAUAAGGCACUUGGAAUUCUUGCUCGCGGGUGGCUCUGCUGAAGACAGUCCCAUAUUCUUCGACCCUCAGUCGGAUACCACGGAGUUGAGGCGAAGGCAUCGAUAUUGACUAUGACCAUGACUAAAGCCGGAUUUACAUUUGUCUGACGUGUCGUGUCGUCACACAUCAGAACUGAAUCGGUAUCAUACGUCAGACAAAUGUAAAUCCGGCUUAACUGUAACUACCUACAGGUAGGGUUGCCAAGCCCAAUAGCCGGACAGACUAGUCAGUUUAGUCGGACAUUAGGGUGAAAAGGCCGGACAUUUUCACAAGGACACAUUAUUGAGGAUUUUGUGUAGUGUAGGUAUUAAUGGUACGACAAAAAAAUCUACGUAAAAUAAGCUUUUUUGACUAUUAUUAUAAAUAUUGUUGAAUUGUAAUAAAAUAACGUCGAACCGGUUUAAGUAAUUUAUUAUUAAUCAUUCAAAUGA